Messenger RNA from Meloidogyne enterolobii, 390 nucleotides. Lineage: Eukaryota; Metazoa; Nematoda; Chromadorea; Rhabditida; Meloidogynidae. The record is from the annotation of a GenBank genome assembly.
AUGUUUAAUAAUCAAAAAUUAGAAAAAAAAUUUUUAAAGUUAUUGGCCGGUGCUGGUGCUACAGAAAUUGAACUGUCCCUACAAAUUCAACUUUUUGCAGAAACUCAAUUCAGACCUGAACAAUGCUCAAUUAGAAAAUUUGCUACAGCGUUGGAUGUUCUACCCAAGCAAUUGGCUAAAAAUUGUGGAAUGAAAACUAUAGAGGCUUUGGCUAAUUUGUAUGCUGCUCAUAAAAAUGGAUUAAUUAAUGAAGGAAUUGAUGUUUUAAAUUCAAAAUUGGUUGAUGCAAAGGAAGCAGGAAUUUAUAAUUUAUUUAAUGGAAAAUUGUGGGCAUUGAAAUUGGCAACAAUUGCUGUUUGUUCUAUUUUGUGGAUUGAUCAGGUUUUUUAA